CUCGGCUAAGAACCAACGAGGAGGCGGAGCCUGUACGGAGUUGCUCCAGCCUAUCAUCUCCUCCUCCUUCGGUGUUGGGUUUUUUGCGGGGGGCGGUUGGUUUGCUAAUCUGUGUAGCAGCCGGAGAGCCCUGGGAGUAAAUGGAACCGGCACUCCGAGGUUUGAGCACUCCAGUAGCUACCGGACGAGUGGAGGAAAGCGAAGGGAAAGGACGCGGCGGCAGUAAAAUAAACUAAUCCCCAAACAAACCCAAGGAUAUCUUUCCACCCCCCACCCCCGCCCCACACCCAGGGAACUAAGCGGGGAGCAGACGAGACGGAAAGACCGCGAGGGGGAACAUAAAAGCCGGCGGCGAAACUGACUCUGAGGGGGAAAGCGGGGGGAGCUGUACGUGGGCUGUCUCUGACCUUCCUUCACUGUGGCAACAACUUUGGGGAGUUCUUGGCUUGGGGCUUUUGGAAAGAGCCUUCCGGACAGAGCUGGCCAUGCCCAGGGCUGGAAAGUGAAAAUACCUGUGCACCUGAGAGGGGAGUCCCUCUCUCUGGGUGGGACCAAGCGGCGUCCUGUAGCCCGGAGCCCGCUUCGUCUUCACACCUCUCGGGGAACAGAGAGAGAGAGAGAGAGAGAGACGCUUCGCUGCCAUCAUCGCGGCUGUCCAAGCGGAGGGAGACCGAUGCCAUUUGGACCAUGUAAUUUUGGAGACGAGGGCGUAGAGAGACUGUCCGGCUGCUGAUCCUCCUCCUCCUCCUGUUUCUUCCUCUUCCUACCCAACCAAAAAAAUGAAGCUGGCGAGAAGAGUCCUUGCCUGGGUGAGCUUUCUGGUGAUCUCCGGGACCUUCCACCUCAGCGCUGCUCAGUCAGUUUGUGCUGGCACCGAGAACAAGCUGAGCUCUUUGUCCGACCUUGAGCAACAGUAUCGUGCAUUACGCAAGUACUAUGAAAACUGUGAGGUGGUAAUGGGCAACCUAGAAAUCACAAGCAUUGAACAUAAUCGAGAUCUCUCCUUUUUACGGUCUAUCCGAGAAGUUACAGGCUAUGUGUUGGUGGCUUUGAAUCAAUUUGAGUACCUUCCACUAGAAAAUCUACGUAUCAUUCGUGGAACAAAACUCUAUGAGGAUCGUUAUGCAUUGGCCAUCUUCCUUAACUACAGAAAGGAUGGUAGUUUUGGACUCAGGCGGCUUGGACUGAAAAACCUGACUGAAAUCUUAAAUGGAGGAGCAUACGUUGACCAGAACAGGUUUCUUUGCUACGCAGACACUAUUCACUGGGAAGAUAUUGUUCGCAACCCUUUGGCUUCCAAUUUCUCUUUGGUUCCAAAAAACAGCAGCACAGAUUGUGGACAGUGUCACAAGUCCUGCGCAAACCGAUGUUGGGGACCUUCAGCAAAUCAGUGCCAGAGCUUAACGAAGAUGGUGUGUGCUGAGCAAUGUGAUGGGCGGUGUUAUGGGCGCUCCGUCAGUGAAUGCUGCCAUCGUGAAUGUGCAGGAGGCUGUUCUGGACCGAAGGACACAGAUUGCUUUGCUUGUAUGAACUUUAAUGACAGCGGGGCUUGUGUCACACAGUGUCCUCAGACCUCAGUAUACAAUCCUGCCACGUUCCAGAUGGAGAGCAACCGAGAUGGCAAAUACACCUAUGGUGCUUUUUGUGUCAAAAAGUGCCCACAUAACUUUGUGGUUGAUAUCAGCUCUUGUGUACGUGCAUGUCCUAGCCCCAAGAUGGAAGUUGAAGAAAAUGGUAUUAAGACGUGCAAACCAUGCACUGACAUUUGCCCUAAAGCGUGUGAUGGCAUAGGUACAGGAAGUUUGAUGCAUGCUCAAACUGUAGAUUCCAAUAACAUUGACAAGUUUGUCAACUGCACCAAGAUCAAUGGAAACCUGAUUUUCCUUAUCACUGGAAUUCAUGGGGACCCCUAUCACAAAAUUGAUGCACUUGACCCGCAGAAUCUAAAUGUCUUCCAAACAGUGAGGGAGAUAACAGGCUUCCUGAAUAUACAAUCAUGGCCUCAAAACAUGACAGAUUUCAGUGUGUUGUCUAAUCUGGUUACCAUAGGUGGAAGAGCACUGUACAGUGGCCUUUCUUUGCUUAUUCUGAAGCAACAGGGAAUUAAAUCUCUACAUUUUCAGUCCCUGAAGCAUAUCAGUGCGGGCAAUGUCUACAUAACAAACAAUACUAACUUGUGCUACUAUCACACCAUCAACUGGACCAGUCUAUUCAGUACUCCCAACCAAAAGACUGUCAUCCACAGCAAUAAGAAGCCCGAGAACUGCACUAUUGAAGGGAAGGUGUGCAGUUCCUUAUGUUCAAAAGAUGGAUGCUGGGGACCAGGGCCAGACCAAUGUUUGUCCUGCAAACACUUCAUCAGGGGAAGGACCUGUGUCGAGGCCUGUAACAUUUACGAUGGAGAAUUUCGGGAGUUUGCAAAUGGUUCUGUCUGUGUGGAGUGUGACCCCCAAUGUGAGAAGAUGGACAACAACAGAAGCACUUGCAGAGGACCAGGCGCAGAUCACUGCACCAAGUGCUUUCAUUUUAAAGAUGGCCCCAAUUGUGUGGAAAAGUGCCCUGAUGGCGUGCAGGGAACAAACAGCUUCAUUUUCAAAUAUGCCAAUGAGGACCGUGAAUGUCAUUCUUGUCAUCCAAACUGUACCCAAGGGUGUAGAGGCCCCACUAGUCAUGACUGCAUUUACUAUCCGUGGACCCGCCAGUCCACUUUACUGCAACAUGCUAGAACACCCCUGAUUGCUGCUGGAGUGAUUGGAGGACUCUUCAUCAUUGUCAUUUUGGGCUUGACUUUUGCCGUUUAUGUGAGGCGUAAGAGUAUCAAAAAAAAGAGGGCCUUACGAAGGUUCUUGGAGACUGAGCUGGUGGAACCCUUGACCCCUAGUGGCACAGCACCCAACCAGGCCCAGCUCCGUAUCCUGAAGGAAACUGAGCUAAAGCGUGUCAAGGUCCUUGGAUCUGGAGCCUUUGGAACUGUCUAUAAGGGUGUUUGGGUUCCUGAGGGAGAAAGCGUCAAAAUUCCUGUGGCUAUUAAAAUCCUGAAUGAGACAACUGGUCCAAAAGCCAAUGUGGAGUUCAUGGAUGAAGCUCUUAUAAUGGCAAGCAUGGAUCAUCCCCAUCUGGUACGACUGCUAGGCGUCUGCUUGAGCCCUACCAUCCAGCUGGUUACUCAGCUGAUGCCACAUGGCUGCUUAUUGGAUUAUGUUCAUGAACAUAAGGAUAACAUUGGCUCCCAGCUUCUGCUUAAUUGGUGUGUCCAGAUAGCCAAGGGAAUGAUGUACCUGGAAGAGAGGCGACUGGUUCACAGAGACUUGGCAGCCCGGAACGUCUUAGUGAAAUCACCAAAUCAUGUGAAGAUCACAGACUUUGGCCUGGCCAGGCUGCUGGAAGGAGAUGAGAAAGAAUACAGUGCUGAUGGUGGGAAGAUGCCAAUUAAGUGGAUGGCUCUUGAGUGUAUACAUUACAGGAAAUUCACACAUCAGACUGAUGUUUGGAGCUACGGUGUCACUAUUUGGGAGCUUAUGACCUUUGGUGGGAAGCCCUAUGAUGGAAUCCCAACAAGAGAAAUUCCUGACUUGCUGGAGAAAGGAGAGCGGUUGCCACAGCCUCCUAUCUGCACCAUUGAUGUUUACAUGGUGAUGGUGAAAUGUUGGAUGAUAGAUGCUGACAGUCGGCCUAAGUUCAAGGAACUGGCUGCCGAAUUUUCUAGAAUGGCUCGAGAUCCUCAGAGAUACCUAGUCAUUCAGGGUGAUGAUCGUAUGAAGCUCCCAAGCCCAAAUGACAGCAAGUUCUUCCAGAAUCUAUUGGAUGAAGGAGACCUGGAAGAUAUGAUGGAUGCAGAAGAAUACCUAGUCCCUCAGGCAUUUAACAUUCCUCCACCAAUCUACACAUCCAGGACAAGAAUUGACUCAAACAGGAGUGAAAUUGGACACAGCCCUCCUCCUGCCUACACCCCUAUGUCAGGAAACCAGUUUAUCUACAGAGAUGGCAGCUUGGCGACAGAAAAAGGAGUUCCUUUGCCAUACCGAGGUGCUAUACCGAGCAUAGCACCAGAACCCUCCAUUGUGCAAGGUGCUGCAGAGAUCUGUGAUGAUACUUGCUGCAAUGGCACACUACGGAAACAGGUGGCUAGUCUUGCACAAGAAGACAGCAUCACUCAGAGGUACAGUGCAGACCCAACAGUUUUUAUACCAGAGCGGGGCCCAAGAAAUGAGCUGGAUGAAGAUGGAUACAUGACUCCAAUGCCAGAGAAGUCCAAGACAGAUCACCUGAAUCCAGUGGAAGAGAACCCAUUUGUGUCUCGACGGAAGAAUGGUGAUCUCCAGGCGCUGGACAAUCCAGAGUAUCACAACAACAGCCAAAAUGGGCAACCCAAAGCAGAGGUUGAAUACGUAAAUGAGCCUUUGUACCUCAACACCUUUGCAACCACCUUGGAGAAUGCAGAAUACCUGAAAAAAAAUGGGCUUCCAUUGCCAGAGAAACCCAAGAAGGCAUUUGACAACCCAGGUUAUUGGAACCACAGCCUGCCUCCACGAAGCACUCUCCAGCACCCGGACUACCUGCAGGAAUACAGCACAAAAUAUUUUUACAAACAAAAUGGAAGGAUCCGGCCCAUUGUGGCAGAGAACCCUGAAUAUCUCUCAGAGUUCUCACUGAAGCCUGGCACUAUGCUGCCACCUCCACCCUACAGACACCGAAACACAGUGGUGUAAUCCCGGAAGAGUUCGAGAAAUGGGGAACCCAUACCAGCACUCUUCUUUCUCCUCCUCUCUCUCCCUUUGCCUCUUUUUCUUACUCUCUCUUCUCCUCUUCUUAUCAGUUCUUCCCUGAGUUUGAUGUCUCCAAAUGGAAGGGCAUUUUAAAGUCAUUUGUUCCAGGGAUCUGGGAAGAAAGAAAAGUAGAGAACGAAAGAAGGAAAAGUCUGGCAUCUCUCACAUGCACCCGGAGGGCCAGGAGGUCAGACAAGCCAAUGAAUACUAGUAAAAGCCAGCAGCAGUGUUGCCUGCUGUCAAGCUAGUUCUCUCUGUAGCGAUUCAGCUCCAGUGCUGCAGGGAAAGUCACACCGUGUCAAUUUCUAUCAGCAGCAAGUGCUGAGAGCUACUGGAGUUUUCCUGGAGGUGGCAAUGCAGUUUCUGUUUGGGCGGGAGGGUGAGGGGGAGAAAAGGACAAUUUUUAUAUCAUAUGUGAUUACAUAAUAACUGAGAUUGAGAAUCCAGUUUCUUUCUUUAACAUUUUUUUAUUCUGCCACCUAAACAAAAUGGCUAACCCAGCUUGCCAUACUUGUCAGUUUCACCGUGGCCAUCCAAGGAACCAUGUUGAAAACGCCUUCUUCUGCCAGUUCCCUUUUCUCCAUUCUUCCUGCAGUUUUUGCUCCAUUCCCUAACUGUGUAGACCUCACUACUUCAUGCGUCUGUGCAUGACAUUACAGGUGUUCUGCAGGUCAAUAUGAGAACAAACAUUUUGAAAGCAAAAAUGAUUUCAGGAAACAAACAAAAUUAUACAGAAACCAGAGGAUCUUGUUUUUGAGGGCAAGCCACCAACCAAGAUUUAUAUGCACAGAGCCUCCUAUUCAUGUUUUUAUACUCAUUGAUUACAAAACAUAGCAAUUCUCCCCUCAAUUUAUUUUGGUUUAUCAGUUAAAGUUGGGAAACAGUGGGGAACUUUGAGGACUGAGCAGAGGGAGAGAAAUUAUCCUAUUUUUUUGUGUGAAACCCACUGGUUUUGUUUUUAGUUUUUAAAUUAAGGGUGACCUGCUGCUAUAGGGAGCCUUUAAACUGGAAAGAAGACACUGACCUGGGUAAAGCGCACAUGGCAGAUCACUGGAAGAUUCGUUUGCACUUAAACUACAGUUUUGUUUUGUUUUGUUUUCCUUUUGGUCCUCAUUCUGAACUGUAUUCUGGGAUCUGAAUGAAGCAAUAUGGAAGUGACCAGCAAAAUAAAAUAAUUUAAAAUGUAAAAUGAAUUAUUAUAAUAUAUAUAGAUAUAUAUAUUAAAAAAGAUGGUGACUGUGGAAA
This is a messenger RNA of Hemicordylus capensis (graceful crag lizard), 6011 nucleotides long. It is a transcript of the gene ERBB4, whose product is annotated as erb-b2 receptor tyrosine kinase 4. Lineage: Eukaryota; Metazoa; Chordata; Lepidosauria; Squamata; Cordylidae. Gene Ontology annotation, molecular function: epidermal growth factor receptor binding; transmembrane receptor protein tyrosine kinase activity; ATP binding. The record is from RefSeq and is a predicted model, not a curated record. Gene Ontology annotation, biological process: cell surface receptor protein tyrosine kinase signaling pathway; positive regulation of cell population proliferation; positive regulation of kinase activity. Gene Ontology annotation, cellular component: basal plasma membrane; signaling receptor complex. Bases 780 to 4709 code for a protein of 1309 amino acids. The transcript is spliced from 28 exons.